This is a messenger RNA of Limulus polyphemus (Atlantic horseshoe crab), 1765 nucleotides long. RefSeq names its product leukocyte elastase inhibitor-like. The transcript has 2 exons. Bases 216 to 1418 code for a protein of 400 amino acids. The record is from RefSeq and is a predicted model, not a curated record. Gene Ontology annotation, molecular function: serine-type endopeptidase inhibitor activity. Lineage: Eukaryota; Metazoa; Arthropoda; Merostomata; Xiphosura; Limulidae.
ACUCGUUUUGAAACAGCGACACCUAACUACAUUGAAAAUGGGUGGAUUCUGUUCCUAUAACAACAAAAUUGUUAUCAGCAUCCCACACGGUUGUCAUAAGUUGAUAAUCAAGAGAUUAAUUUGGUGCUUUUAUUGAAGCAGGUUUGUGGUGGUUUGAAUUGCAGGAGUCCAGAAGUGGCUUUUUUCGACUAUCAACAAACAACUGUGAGAAAAAUAUGGCAAUCCAGGUAAAGCCAGGAGAGAAUCUGUUUACAUCUCAGGUGGCCGGAGGCUGCACGGACUUUGCCAUCAAUUUGUAUCAGGCAAUUUUACUUGAAAGUCCAAAACAAAACAUCUUUUUUUCUCCAGUUAAUAUUGCACUAUCGUUAGGCAUGACUUUAGCUGGUGCUAAAAACAAGACAGCAGAACAGAUAAGAAAUGCUCUAGGAUUGUCUAGUUUGGCUGAAGAUGAGAUUCACCAUGGUUUCAGAGAGUUGCUGCUAGUGUUGAAAAAGGAAGAGGAGGGAAACUUGACACUUCAGCUAGAGAAUCGUAUUUUUGCUCAGACUGGGAUGAAUAUUCAGAGCAGUUAUAGUUCUGCUUUAGAAAUGUUUUAUGAUAGUGAUCUUGGUAGUGUUGACUUUCAAAAGGAUCCAAGUGGCUGUACGAGCCAUAUCAACUCCUGGGUAGAAAAGGCCACAAAAGGAAAGAUUAGCGAUUUGAUUACAGAAGGUCUCAUCACUUCUCUAACUCGAAUGGUUUUGACCAGUGCCAUUUACUUUAAAAAAAAGUGGGCUCAAGAAUUUGCUAAAGAAGCUACCCACAGGAAAUUGUUUUACAUUUCUGAAGAUGAAACUGUAAACGUUCACAUGAUGUAUCAGAAACAUAGUUUUCGAUAUGGAGUGAGUGAAGAACUGAGCUGCUCGGCCUUAGAAUUGCCUUACGAAAAUGGAUUUGUAAGCAUGGUUAUUCUUCUUCCUCAUGCCAUAGAAGGACUGGGGGUUCUAGAAAAAUCUUUAUCUAUUAAUGCAAUUAAAGAAUUGAUUAAAAAUAUGGUUAAAGGAAAUGUUCAUGUUUGGUUACCCAAAUUUCGUCUUGAGGAAAAAUUAUCCAUGAAGAAACAACUUACAAGAAUUGGGAUAGAAGACAUGUUUCAAGAUGAAAAAGCUGACUUGUCUGGAAUAACUGGACAACAGGACCUAUUUGUGGGAGCAGUGGUUCACAAAAGCUUCGUAGAUGUCAGUGAAGAGGGUACUGAAGCUGCUGCAGCCACGGGAAUUGUCUUACAGAAACGCUCCUUGCCGAUUAGAGAAGUAGCAGAAUUUAAAGCUGAUCAUCCUUUUCUGUUCUUGAUUCUAGAAAAUAAGUAUAAGUCAGUCUUGUUCAUGGGAGCCUUCAAAAACCCUCCAGUUUCUGAUCAAGUUGAGGGUGAACGUUGAACUACACUUUAUUGUAUCUUAGAUUUCUGUUUAUUUAUUUCUACUUGAUUCCAAGGUUAGUGUGUAAUUGGAAUUCUACAUAAUUAGUAAUCUUGCAAUGUAGCAAAAAAUGAUUAAUCAAGUAUCAAAUUAAUGAAAGCAAAAAGAAAACACUGAAAUGGAUUGACAUAUUUUUGUUUAGUUUAUAAUAAGCAAUUUUUCUAGUGAUUUUGAUGUACCAUAACUUUAUUUGUACCUUUUUUAAAGUACUUUAGGUUAUGAAGUAAAUAUAACAAACAUGUUUCAAGGUUUUUAUCAGGUGACUAAUUACUCUCUAUUAAUUUGUCAAGUGGAUAUGUUUUCUUUAU